This is a messenger RNA of Racocetra persica, 129 nucleotides long. The record is from the annotation of a GenBank genome assembly. Lineage: Eukaryota; Fungi; Glomeromycota; Glomeromycetes; Diversisporales; Gigasporaceae.
AAGUGUAAUCAUUGUGAGAAAGACUUUGUUGAUUUAAUCAGUAGAUUAAAUGACCAUUUAUUGAAGUGUACAAAGCUUCCAAAAAGUGUAAAGGCUUCACUAAAUAUUCAAAACUCUGACUCUAUGUCA